Molecule: messenger RNA, 1492 nt
Organism: Bolinopsis microptera
Lineage: Eukaryota; Metazoa; Ctenophora; Tentaculata; Lobata; Bolinopsidae
Product: RNA-binding protein NOB1-like
Exons: 5
Coding region: 73-1380 (435 amino acids)
Biological process (GO): maturation of SSU-rRNA; ribosomal small subunit biogenesis
Cellular component (GO): preribosome, small subunit precursor
Molecular function (GO): RNA endonuclease activity
Source: RefSeq, a predicted model, not a curated record
GUAACUAACUCCCUUCAGUACUAGCUAGAUGUUAGGAAGUGAUAAUAACUAACUCCCCCCAGUACUAGCUUGAUGUUAGGAAGUGAUACACUUCUCGACCAUCUGGUCGUAGACACUGGGCCUCUUAUUCGCAACAUAAAGUUUGAUAAAUUAGCUCAGAGAUUAGUUACGACUCGGGGAGUGCUGCAGGAAGUCAAAGAUGCUUUCACCAGACAGAAACUAGAAUUGCUUCCAAUGGAGAUAGAAGAACAACGACCUUCUGAUAAAAGUCUGAAAUUUGUGUUGGAUUUUGCUAAACAAACAGGGGACGUACGGAGUUUAUCUAACACUGAUUUAGCUGUGGUCGCUCUUACGUAUGAUUUGGAGAGUAGUUUAAACGGAACAGAGCAUCUGAGGAAAAGUCCUGUUACUACCAUCAAGGUUAACGAAGGGUUUGGAGAUGAUAAAAUAACCAACUUAGCUGGUUUCUACGUCCCAAAAUCCAUGGCCAGUUCAACCUCCUCCCGCACUACUUCCAUCAGCACAACAGCUAAACCGGACACAAUUGAACCUAUAAUCGAGGACGAUUCUGUCGAGGGUGAUUCUGUCGAGGGUGAUCUUACUGAUUGUCUGAACCAGUGCGAGCUGGAUGAGGGCUGGACGACUGUCCCUAAAAAGAAGAAUGAGGCUGAUGAUGGGGAGAUGGAAGAGUUUAUUUUACCUGACGAUAUACUGGUAUCUGCAGAUGAUGACAUAGAAUUAGAAGAUGAAGAAUACGAAUUUGACGAUAACGAUGACGACUGGAUAACACCCUCCAACAUAUCAGAGAAGAAAACAGAAUCUCUCCUCUCCAUAAAAGUGGGAUGUGCCACCACUGACUUUGCAAUGCAGAACUUGCUCCUUCAGAUCGGAUUACAUGUAGUCAGUGUGGAUGGCAUGCUUAUUAAAUACGCUAAAAUAUACGUCCUCAAAUGUACAGCUUGCUUCACAGUCGUUCAAGACUGCAGCAAUGUGUUCUGUACUAAGUGCGGUAACAAAACUCUAGAGAAAGUAGCAGUAACAGUAGACGAGGAUGGUAUCACGUGGUAUCAGAGAUUGAGCAGGAAACCCAGGACAGGGCGAGGUGUGAGGUUCUCUCUUCCUAAACCUCAGGGGGGAAGACAGGCGGCUAACAGUCCGUGGAUAACACCAGAUCAACCUGAUAAAGUUCACAAAAUGGCGAGUAAUUUUAAGAGCUCUGUUGAUGUGAUGAGCGGGGAUUUUGUUAAGUCGGGCAGUCCGUUCGGGACGACAAAUGUUGAUUCUAAAGCCUUCCAAUUCAAACAAAGUGCGGGGAGACGCUCAAAUCCUAACGAGAGGACGAAACGAACGGGAAAUAGGAAAAAGAAGAAGAGAUCAUGAAAUAUUUGAGCGAGUUUUUAAGUUUUAUCUUUUUCUGACCUUGUGACCGACAAUUUCUGACUAAAUUAUUACUGUGGGUAUUAUUAUUUGAGCCGUUACCUCUUUUAUUUUA